AUGUCAAAUUGGCAUGAGAGAAAUCGUGAAGGACCUAGUGUUGUUAGACAAGAAAAACCAUCCAAGCAAGUUAAGAAAAAUAAAACAAAUGCUAUGCCAGCCCUAUAUGCUGUAAAGUGGCAGCGGAUCAUACUGGAUGAGGCACACUAUAUAAAAGACAAAUGCUCUAAUACCACUCAAGCAGUUUUUGCUUUAGAGUCUACCUACAAAUGGGCAUUAAGUGGCACUCUAUUUCAGAACCAUCCGGGAGAGUUGUAUCCUGUGAUAAGGUACCUACAGAUAGAUCCUUAUUCCUAUUACUUUUGCGAACACUGUAAUUGUAAAGUUCUUCAUCACAGGUAUGAGUUAUGUUCAGACUGCUCCCAUGGUUCUGCAGAUCAUUUCAAUUGGUGGAAUAAAUACAUUGCUAAACCAAUUGAAAAUUCUCGAUCCAAUGAUGUUUGUGGGAAAAAAGCUAUGAUAUUGCUCAAUCAUAAAAUUUUGAAAAACUUGGUACUUAGACGCACAAAAAUAGGCAGGGCUGCUGAUCUUGCACUUCCACCUAAAACUGUUUUAGUGAGAAGGAAGUUCAAGCAAAACUUAAUAGAUAUGUUGGAGAAAAUACUACAAGGCUUCCCGGUAUUGAAAUCCUUGCCCCCACCGCACGGCUGUGCAACAAAUCAUCAAUACCUUGUGGAAUUUUCUCAAAGUCUGGCAUGUAAUGCGGCUGACAAACAAGAAAGUAGCAUUUGUCAUGAGCCAGAAGAAGAUCUUGUUGAUUUAACUUUCAACGUGGAUGUUAGGGAUCAGGAUGAUAAAACCAUGAUUAAAUAUUUCAGAUCCUCGAGAAUUUUAAGAAAAAUUGGGCUUGAGAACUUUCAGACAAGCACUAAAUUAGAGGCUUUGAGAGAAGAAAUAAGAUUCAUGAUUGAAAGAGAUGGUUCUGCAAAAGGGAUUGUUUUUAGCCAGUUCACACCAUUCUUAGAUCUUAUAUACUACUCUUUGUACAAGUCCGGAGUAUCUUGCGUUCUGUUGAACGGAAGCAUGACACAGGCCGCAUGGGAUGCUGUUGUUAAUAGAUUUAAUGUUGAACCAGACUGCAGAAUUUUGCUCACGACCUUUAGGGCUGGUGGUAUUCCACUCAAUUUGACAGUAGCAUCACAUGUAUUCAUUGUGGACCCUUGUUGCAGUCCAGCUUUAGAGCUUCAGGCUCUAGGCAGAAUUCAUCGAAUUGGGCAAUAUAAACCUAUAAGAGUUGUGAAGUUUGUCAUUGCAAACACAGUUGAGGAGAAUAUUUUGAACGUAACUGAGGGGAAUAAACUAGUUGUUCAACGGAUUUUAAACGAUUCUUCUGAAGCUAUGGAGCAAUUGUCAACUGGGGGACUUUAA
This is a messenger RNA of Vicia faba (fava bean), 1368 nucleotides long. The record is from the annotation of a GenBank genome assembly. NCBI's taxonomy places the organism in Eukaryota, Viridiplantae, Streptophyta, Magnoliopsida, Fabales, Fabaceae.